Molecule: messenger RNA, 3825 nt
Organism: Fukomys damarensis (Damara mole-rat)
Lineage: Eukaryota; Metazoa; Chordata; Mammalia; Rodentia; Bathyergidae
Gene: Cenpa
Product: centromere protein A
Exons: 7
Coding region: 2492-3016 (174 amino acids)
Cellular component (GO): nucleosome
Molecular function (GO): protein heterodimerization activity; structural constituent of chromatin; DNA binding
Source: RefSeq, a predicted model, not a curated record
UUGCCCAGAACAGCUUCAAACUUGUGACCCUCCAACCUCAGCCUCCUGAGAAUAUGGAUUACAGGAGUGCAACACCCCUGGCAUAACAGACAGGUAUUAUUGUGAUAAAGCAAGAAAAAGCACUUCAUGAGUUGUAUUUCUUACACAGAAACUUUAAAAAGGGCAUACACAGUACUAUAAAAAUUUACAUUACAUUUGAAAACACACCACUUAUUAUUAUUAGAACCAUAUAUAUCAUUUAUCUCUGUUUCCCAAAACCUUGAUUUGUGAGCAUAAUUCAGAAACACACUGGCAAUCCAAAGCACUUGUCUAUCAACGUGAGUUUCCCCAUAAGAAAUAACAGAAACUCAGAUGAUUCAUUCCACAACCCAAAAAAUUCACAUCAAAAUUAUUAUAAUACUGUAAUAUAAUACAAAUAAUAAUGAAAAAUAAACAAACUGACCUGCACUUACUUACCUUUAAAACCUGGUGGCUUAUGUGAGGGAGUCAGGAGGGAGGAGGGCUAUUGUACAGGAUACUUUCACUGUCACUAAAAGAAUUACUGCUGUCUAUUGGCUCCACGGAAUCUUUUUCUCUUUGUGCCACUUUACCAAAGAAUCUGUCCAGUGACACUUGUUUUGCCUCCUUUUGAGGAUUUUGCAGAAAUGAGACACUGCAUUGUCAUUAAACAGAUUCAUCACUCAUGUCAGUGGCAUAGCUGAAUUUUACAACUCACUGUUGCAGCCACGUGCCCCAGUUGUGAGGCACUGCUGAGCUUUACAGCUCAGUGUGGCAGCUCUGGAACACAGCUCUCAUAAUUUGAAGAUUCGGAAAUCUGCUGGUAAGUGGAAGAGGUGGGAAAAAGCCUUUAUUCACUGGCAAGUCCCAGUGGGCUCAGAGGAUUCUGAGCACUCUACCAGGAAUGAGAGCCUCCCUGUACAGGGACCUGCAGGGUAGGUAAGCAUGCUCAAUUAAGCGGGGCUGUGGUGGGGGGGUGGAGUUCAAGAACUUUGUGGAAGCAGAGGGGCCGAGUUACAGAAUGUUCCUUGGGGGGGGGAGCUUAACAGAACCUUCUUGUGAGGGGACAGAGCUUAACUGAACAUCCCUGAAAGGACGCAAAGUUCAAACAGCCGCAAACCAUUUUGACACAUUGGGUAGGAGCCCAGCAGCACAAAGUUACAUUUCCAAAACAAAACAUUUUGUGGGAAAAGGAAAUGGAGGCAAGGCCAGGGCCUGUCUAAUUGUACAGCACUUUUCUAUCAAUUGUCUUUGCGGGGAAAUGAUUAUGAUAGGUGUCUUCCUGUCAGCUUCACGGGCAGUAAUGUGCCAUGACAUGUUUCCUGAACAGAGCAUUACAUUACUCUAAUGUCAAUGAAGUUGUAGCAUCACUCUGAAACCAGCAAGAAUUUAAAGCAAAAGGAAUUAGACAUGUUGAGUGUAGACACCAUGAGAGCUCUAAAACAAAAGGUAUAACAGAAAGGAAAAGGAUUUGGGGGCAUCGUAUGGAUUGAUUUUUAUUUCUAAACACUUGUUUGUCGAUCUCCACAACCCACACAAGCAAGAAAUUUUGUAACCUUUUCUGUUACAAGCAAAAGGUCCUAUUGGUCACAGUGAGGUGGCCCUGGUGGGUGUGGCCAGCUCUCCAUUGGCCCGUUGGUUCUGUGACGUCACAGGAGCCUUGUGAGGCCACAGCAGUUAGCUAUAUAAGGCCGUGGUUCAGGUGGGUCUGUUGUGGGUAGACGGAGACUGUUGAGAGAGAAUUUGGUGGAGAUUGUUGUUGAUUUGGUGAUUGAUUUGGUGGUAUGGGGAGUGUAGGACAUCGUGACACUGUGCCAAGCAGUGUGUCUGAUGAUUGUAGUGAGAGAACAUCCUGGCUGGGCCUCACGACCAGCUCAUACAGAUACAGACUCUAAGAUAACUAUGAUGUGCUGGGCCUCAUUGGAGAAGGCAGCUUUGGCAAGGUGUUCUUGGCAGAAGAUUGUGGCACACGCAUGCUGGUCACCUUGAAGGAGUUAACAAAGGCAGAGGGGCAAGCGGCCUACAUUAUGAUGGAGGUUGGGUUACUGAAGGACCUUUGACACCCUAACAUCACACAGUUGCUGGAGGUAAUAGAAACUAAGGACAAAGUACACCUGGUCCUAGAAUAUGUGAUGGUGCUCAACCUGUGGUAACUGAUCUUCCAGACCGAAAGGCAGAGGCUGCAGGAGAAGGAUGCCUGGAGGAUUUUCUGAGACAUCUUGGGAGCGGUGGAUUACUGCCACCAGCAGGGCAUCAUACAUGGGGACCUCAAGCCUGAAAAUGUUUUGAUUGACGCCCAAUUCCGUGCUAAGGAGCCACAGAGGAGUUGCUGGCAGGACGGUGAUCCCAGGUGAGGAGAGGCAGCCCUGCCUGUUCUGAGGACUGGGACACUGCUGUUCCCCCGGCCACCAUGUAGAAGCCUAGACUCGGCCAUGCUGUGAGCAGCCCAGGAGUACGCAGAGGCCACACUGAUCCUCCGCCUGCUGACUGCACAAUGGGAGCCACCCCAGCCCAGUCACCACAGAGAAAUGGAAGAGAUUGUUUCCCUGGAAUGAUUCCAUCAUCAUGCUUGACAGGAAGCAAGAACAUUGCCUACGCCUACCGGCCUGGACCUCAACUCAGGGCCGCCAUCCUGGGUGUCUGUCCCACGACCUGUGAGGUUCAUGCAGCUAAAGUGGCUUCAGGGAUGUCGCGCAGAGGGGCUUCUGGUCUGCGUGCCCGGCGGAGACAAGGCUGGCUCAGAGAGAUCCGAAAGCUGCAGAAGAGCACAGACCUCUUGCUGAGGAAGGCACCCUUCAGCCGUGUGGUAAGAGAAAUAUGUAAUAAAUUCUCCCGUGGUGUGGACUUCAGCUGGCAAGCCCAGGCCCUGCUGGCCCUUCAAGAGGCAGCAGAAGCAUUUUUAGUGCACCUCUUCGAGGAUGCCUACCUCCUGUCCUUGCACGCUGGCCGAGUCACUCUGUUCCCCAAGGAUGUGCAGCUGGCCAGGAGGAUCCGGGGCAUUGAGGAAGGACUCGGCUGAGCGCCUGCUGCAGUCUCCAGAAGUCCUUCCUGCUCAGCAGAGAGGCUGGCACCUGGGACCCCAGAGCCACCACUACACCCAGAGACGUCUGCGGUGCUUCCCGGACCUUGCUGUCUCUGGGCAGUGUGUGCGUGUUGCCUUUGACAUUUUCUCUAUGAAGAAGGAGACCAUGUAGCUCUCCUCUGUAGCAGGGGCACUGUGUGAAGCAGCCAGCACAGCAAUAAAGGCCUGAGAAGUGUUUGCCCAUGGAAGACUACAGUCACGUUCAGUUUGUGAACCACUCAUGACUGCCAAGGAUUUUGAAGACAUCAGCUCUGCUUUGUUAUGAAAGAAGGAUAUUUACUUAUUAUUUUAGAUCUUUCUGUACUAUGUACUUUUUUUUACCAUAUGUAAAUUUGUACUUUUAUUUAAAAUAUAAGGGAAAAAAAUGAGAGCAUUUCAGUUAGCUACAUAGAAUGGCUGGCCAGGCACUCCUUGCAUACAAAUUUCCUCCCUCCAGAUUAAUCUCAUCACUGCUGCCUGUGUAGUUUUUCAAAACAGAAUUGAGGUUAAAAUAGAAAAAUUGUUUUUUCUGUUUUGGUGCUGGGGAUCAAACUGAGGGCCUUGUGCAUGCUAAACACGCUUUACCAUGGAAUUGCACCCCAUGCCUGAAAUAGAAAAAUCCUCAGAUCUUUCUGAUUUCUCCUGAUAAAUUCCUGUCAAAAUAUCAAAAUCCUUCAGAAAUUCUGACUCAUAGAAUUUAACAUUUUUUGCUUAGCUAUAAAUCACAGAUGUAUUAUAUCAGCCCAAGAUUUUGAAGUGCUUUUUCA